GCUCCCGUCCUUUUACCUCAAGCCUUGUCGUUGGGUAUUGCUUCGUGUGUACAGAACCAACAAUGCCUCCAAAAUUCGAUCCUACUGAGAUUAAAUUAGUUUAUUUGCGAUGUGUCGGUGGCGAGGUUGGAGCCACAUCUUCCCUGGCUCCUAAAAUUGGUCCACUCGGUUUGUCGCCGAAAAAAGUUGGAGAUGAUAUUGCUAAGGCCACUGGAGACUGGAAGGGACUUAAAAUUACAGUAUGUCUGACCAUUCAAAACCGUCAAGCUGCUAUAUCAGUCUGUCCAUCUGCAGCUUCGUUGAUUAUUAAGGCGCUUAAAGAACCUCCCCGUGAUAGGAAGAAGCAGAAAAAUAUUAAACAUAGUGGAAAUGUAACGUUUGAUGACAUCCUUUCAAUUGCGAAAACAAUGAGACCAAGGUCAAUGGCUCGUAAUCUAGAGGGCACUUGUAAAGAAAUUUUGGGGACAGCGCAAAGCGUUGGUUGCACAGUUGAUGGAAGGCCGCCACAUGACAUUAUUGACGACAUUAACAGUGGUUCUGUAGAAGUUCCUGCCGAAUAAAUAGUGUCUAGCUACUUUCCGAAUUAAGAAAUAAAAUUUGUUAUCACCACAAAACUUGAGUUACGCAGCAAAAGGAA
This is a messenger RNA of Rhagoletis pomonella (apple maggot), 637 nucleotides long. It is a transcript of the gene RpL12, whose product is annotated as 60S ribosomal protein L12. Bases 63 to 560 code for a protein of 165 amino acids. Gene Ontology annotation, biological process: translation. The record is from RefSeq and is a predicted model, not a curated record. Gene Ontology annotation, molecular function: large ribosomal subunit rRNA binding; structural constituent of ribosome. Gene Ontology annotation, cellular component: cytosolic large ribosomal subunit; ribosome. The transcript is spliced from 5 exons. Lineage: Eukaryota; Metazoa; Arthropoda; Insecta; Diptera; Tephritidae.